UAAACCUUUCAAGUCCAGUCUUGACUUGGUUGCGGUUCUAGAAAGAUUCUCAUAUAAGAAUCUUUACCAGUUUAUUUCAAGACUAUUUGUGUUAUAUUUUUGUAAUUAUAUAAAUAAAAUUAAGAAGAAAAGUCUGGAUAUAAUAUAACAUUAUUUUGUCUCAUAUAUUGUACAUUUAUUGUAGAAAAUUAUAAAAAUGAAAAUAGUUAUUUCCUUUACAAUUUUUGUAAUUACUAAGCUAACGUUAGUCAGGACUUAUAACGUUCCUGCAUUCGCUAAGCCAAAUCUUUCGAAUUCUUAUCUGCCAGCAACAAUGCAAGUAAUACUAUAUGCCGUUGAACAAUUAAAACAGCUGCAUUCUGAUGGAAGUGUAUACAAUACUAAUAUCUUAAUAUCUUCGAGUCCUCAUCCUCCUGGAUUGACAACAUGGCAAAUUGUCAGUAAAUUUGGAAAUGAUAUGGAAAUGACAACUUCUUCAUAUGACGAGCUCUCGAAUACACAAAUGAAAAAUAAUAUGUUUCGAAUACCUCUUGAUUACAGACAAAAAAGUAGAUCAAUUCAUGAACGAACGAAUUUAAAAAGUAUAAAUAAAGAAAAUCACGAUACAAUUAAAACUUUUCAGAAAAACAUAAAUAAAUUGACUGACAAAUUUGAAAAUCUCAAUAAUCAAAAAAAUGAUGAAAUAAGAAUUGACCUGCUAGGAAAAAGAAGUGCAUCUUUACAGCAAUUGGCAACUCUUUACGAUGCUUUAAACAAAGAUGCUAGGGGACAAGGAUUUUCCAUAUAUUCAGGAUUCUCAGAUGAAGUAAUAAAUACUUUAUCAAAUUCUACUAAAGCUGGUAUUGGAUUGCAGCUACAAAAAAUUUUAGAAAAAUCUCUUGAACGAGGUGAAUUUACCAGAGACAAUACAAAAAUCCUAGCGAAAAAAGCUGUAAAUGAUCUUAGGGAUUCCAAAAGUUAUCUCAGUACUGAUCUUAGAAGACUAUUACCUUUGAAAUAUGUACAAUAAGCCUAUAUUAUAUUAUAAGAAGAAAUAAAUUAAAAUGAAAUAUUUCUUUCCAUAUAGGUAAUAAAUUAAUAAUAAAUGAAAA
Molecule: messenger RNA, 1091 nt
Organism: Leptopilina heterotoma
Lineage: Eukaryota; Metazoa; Arthropoda; Insecta; Hymenoptera; Figitidae
Gene: ImpE3
Exons: 4
Coding region: 197-1009 (270 amino acids)
Source: RefSeq, a predicted model, not a curated record